UGCAAUCACAGUGUGUGUUUUUAUGAGUAUUUUGAUAAUAUGGCUUAUAAUAGACCAGAACCGCUGUCAGGAAAAUACGAAGGGUCCUAUGCUUACCUGACUAUUAGAGACAGAAUGCCUGUGAUUUUGACUAAAGUUAUUGAUGGUAUACAUCGCAAGGCUACUGCUUACACCAAAGAAAACAAUAAGGAGUAUGCAGAAGAUGCCAAAGGUCUUGUUUCCAAAUUAUCAGAGUUGAACUACAAGAUGAAAACAAACAAACCAUUAACCAAUAUUGAAGAUAAGAAGAAUGAUGUCAAGUUAUGGAAUGACAUCUUGGAGAGUGUAAAGGUUGAUGGRAAUGAUUUAGCCUGGUAUAACGGCGCUUGGUUGACUUGUGAGACUUACUUGUAUCGCAAGAUUUAUGAAGCAUUUGCACUCAGCAACUAUCACCAGGAUUGUGAUCCAUUCAAGGAUCAGAAACAAGCAUCAUUCAUCUUACAAAAAGAAAACAUCACAUCUUUAGCCAACAUCCUCUUGUCAGGCAUUGGCUUGCUGACUAAGAAUUCUGGGAGUGAUGAUCAAACUUACAGUCUUUUUGAAACUCUUCUUCAGUUCAGUCUCUGGGGAAACAAGUUUGAUUUGUCAGUAUUUAGUGGUGAAAUUCUUGCACAGCACUCCCAACUAGCUUCAAGACUACAAAACAUGAAGAGCAAAAUCCUUGCAAAUGACACCCCAAAAGCUUGGGCAGCAUUAGAGAGCCAAGGUAACCCCAGAAUUGACUUCAUCUUGGACAAUGCUGGCUUGGAACUGUUCACAGAUCUUUGUUUGGCAGAAUUUCUACUCAAUUCUACAAACACAUCUGURGUCCAUCUUCACAUCAAGGACAUCCCAUGGUUUGUGUCCGAUACUACUGAAGCAGACAUCAACUGGACUUUGAAGCAGCUGCAAGAUUCUGAUAUUGAUUUCCUUUCACAGUUGGGACAUAGRUGGUCAAAACGCAUUUCCAAUGGAUCAUUUGUGGUCAGAAAGCAUUUGUUUUGGACACUCUGUCAUGACUUUAGCCAAAUGAAAUCAGUUGCAAAUGAUUUGUAUAAUGAUUUAUCCAAGUCCAAGUUCUUGUUUUUCAAGGGGGAUCUUAACUAUAGGAAAUUAGUAGGAGACCUGAAUUGGCCUUACACUACACCAUUUAGUGUUGCAUUAUGUGGCUUUUCUCCAGCCCCCUUGUGUGCAUUAAGGACGGUGAAAGCUGAAGUAGUUGUUGGUCUUGAAGAAGGAAGAGCUGAACAAGCUCAAUCAGCAGACACAGACUGGAUGAUAAGUGGUGACUAUGCUGUCAUACAGACCUCCUUUUACACUAACGGACAAUAAUAAUGCUUUUCGAAUAUCCUGGUUUUGAUACUGUACCUUCUGGAAUGGUUGAAGUGCUUGGAAUACAUUCUGUAUAUAUUGCUUCAGUGUGCAGAAGAGAUAAAAUGCCAUAUCUACAUUAAUACUAAAAUUGUUUGUCAAAUGAAUAAUCAAAGAUUCAUCAGAAAGGGGGGAGGGGGGCUCUAAGGAAAUAGUACUGGGGAUACUACUACAUGUAGUUAUACAUUUUGAAAAGAUCCUACUAGUUUUGGUAAAGACUUGUGACUGGCUGUURACCUGUAAGAGAUUGUGCAAUAAAUUAAAAGACAAUCAAAUAARAAAUUUAUUAUUCAUUUUUACAAUUUGCUAAUGCAACUAAUAAAGGCAAUAAUGCAAGUGUUCUC
Molecule: messenger RNA, 1733 nt
Organism: Exaiptasia diaphana
Lineage: Eukaryota; Metazoa; Cnidaria; Anthozoa; Actiniaria; Aiptasiidae
Product: protein-glutamate O-methyltransferase
Exons: 5
Coding region: 40-1350 (436 amino acids)
Biological process (GO): DNA damage response
Cellular component (GO): nucleus; cytoplasm
Molecular function (GO): phosphatase activity
Source: RefSeq, a predicted model, not a curated record